Messenger RNA from Nerophis lumbriciformis (worm pipefish), 2121 nucleotides. NCBI's taxonomy places the organism in Eukaryota, Metazoa, Chordata, Actinopteri, Syngnathiformes, Syngnathidae. The record is from RefSeq and is a predicted model, not a curated record.
AUGCGACUUUUAUUCCGCAUGUCGAGAUGUACGCACGGACUGCAUUUUCACAAAAUGCCACAGUCCAGGACAUUGUGUUUCACCGUCUCUGCUGACCCCCGGAGGAGAUUUCCUCCGACCGGGUGGAGGACCUCGUCCUCCCCGCCGACCGGUUUCCUUCUCCGAUCAGUCCUGUCAUCGCUCUCCCGGAGAGAUAUUGCUUCACUCCGCUCAAGCAAAACACGGACACAAUUUCGUACACCCGUUGCCUUUGGAAGCUCCUCGGUGCCCUCCACACCGGUAUCACUGAAGGGACAGACUGACACCGAAGGCGGCCACACACCGACCAAUGUGCCCCUGGAGGACGUUAAAAGAGUUUUGAGACUUGCUCACCCGGAAAGAUGGAAACUAUCAGCUGCUGUUGGCUUCCUGACCAUCUCUAGCGCUGUCACUAUGUCGGCGCCGUUCCUCCUGGGCAAAGUGAUCGACACAAUUUAUACUGCUGGAACAGAUGCGGAAGCUAUGGUGUCCUCCCUCACGUCGCUGUGUCUCGUGUUGACUGGUGUGUUCUUAUGCGGUGGUGCAGCUAAUGCCGCGAGAGUCUACCUCAUGCAGAUUUCAGGCCAACAGAUUGUCCGCAACCUUCGCGCCUCUGUCUUCUCCUCCAUCCUUAGACAAGAAGUAGCCUUUUUCGACAAGAACAGGACGGGCGAGCUGAUCAACCGCCUCUCAGCAGAUACAGCCGUAGUUGGCCGGUCAAUCACAGACAAUCUGUCCGACGGCCUGAGAGCUUUGGCCCAGGCGGCUGCUGGUGUCAGUAUGAUGUUCUACGUCUCCCCCAGCCUGGCAAGCUUCAUGCUCCUGAUUGUGCCCCCUUUGGCAGGAAUGGCUGUGGUUUACGGCCGAUAUCUUCGCUCCAUCUCCAAGCGUACACAGGACGCAUUGGCCCAAGCUACACAGUUGGCAGAGGAACGAAUAAGCAACAUGCGGACUGUCCGAGCCUUUGGUAAAGAACUUUCUGAAGUCAACACAUACACACAGAAGACUGAUCAAGUCCUCAAACUGGCCAGGAGAGAGGCUGUGCUACGUGCCGCCUUCUUCGGAGUGACUGGUCUCAGUGGUAACAUCAUGAUUCUGUCAGUGUUGUACAAAGGAGGCCUUCUAAUGGCAAGCCACCAUAUGACUGUGGGAGAACUCUCCUCAUUCCUUAUGUACACCUUCUGGGUUGGCAUCAGUAUUGCAGGUAUGAGUACUUUCUACUCAGAACUGAUGAAGGGCUUUGGCGCAGGAACGAGACUGUGGGAGCUGCUGGACAGAAAACCUGAGUUCCCUCUUAAUGAGGGUCAAGUUCUUCCUCCAGAGCAACUAAAGGGCCGCUUGGAGUUCCGUGACGUCUCCUUUGCCUACCCGACGCGUAAAGAUGCCCCCAUCUUCAAUGAACUCAAUCUUCUGGUGCCAGCCGGAACAAUCAUGGCUGUCGUGGGACCAAGCGGAUCUGGAAAAUCAACUCUAGUGUCUCUGUUGCUCAGGCUGUAUGACUGCGACUCAGGCAUCAUCACUGUUGACGGCCAUGACAUCAGGGACUUGAAUCCCUACUGGCUCAGAAGUCACAUCGGAACUGUCAGCCAGGAACCAGUACUGUUCUCCUGCUCUGUUAGAGACAACAUAGCAUAUGGUGCUACAGACCCUGAUGCCGUGACCACAGAGGAUAUCUACAACGCAGCGCGAGUUGCAAACGCAUACGAUUUCAUCCAGGCUUUUCCUAAAGGCUUUGACACUGUGGUGGGGGAAAAAGGAGUGCUGCUCUCAGGUGGUCAGAAGCAAAGAAUAGCUAUCGCGAGAGCACUUCUAAAGAAUCCUAGGAUCCUGCUUUUGGAUGAGGCCACCAGCGCACUGGAUGCUGAGAAUGAGUUCUUGGUGCAGGAGGCUUUGGAGCGACUCAUGGAAGGGAGGACGGUCGUCAUUAUCGCUCACCGCCUUUCCACCAUCCAGAACGCCAAUGCUGUCGCAGUUCUGGACCAGCAUCGUGUCGCAGAAUGCGGCCAACAUACAGAGUUGCUGGGAAACAGACAGGGACUCUUUCGAAAACUGAUGGAGAAACAAGCUUUUCUCCAGGAAGAGCAGAAACGCGCAAUGAGCUAA